AUGGAGGGUCAAAUCUUAUGUCCUUGGUGCUAGAUUAGCGUAGGUUUUUUGAAUUGUUGUACUUGUCAUAAAGAAUUUGAAUUAUUAUAAUGCAAUGGUUUACCUGUCGCUUGCCCUAUUUGUGUUAAUGUAAAUAUUAAAUUUUUAUUACAUUUAGACAAGCUUAGAUACAUAUUAUUAAAGUGAAGAUGAUGUUGAGUAACAUAGAAAUUGUUUUAGAAAUUCAAAAAGAAUGUUUUACCAUUGUCAAGGUUGUGAUGGUUACUUUUGUUAAUGUGUGUAAUAAUUUCUAUUAAACUUUAAGAGAAAAACAACUGAAAAGAUAAAUUAUAUUAAAUCCUUGUCCUUUGGCUAUGAGAAAAUAGGCUUAAAAAGUUUGA
This is a messenger RNA of Paramecium sonneborni, 380 nucleotides long. Lineage: Eukaryota; Ciliophora; Oligohymenophorea; Peniculida; Parameciidae. The record is from the annotation of a GenBank genome assembly.